Messenger RNA from Gymnogyps californianus (California condor), 2794 nucleotides. RefSeq names its product DNA polymerase kappa (gene POLK). Gene Ontology annotation, cellular component: nucleus. The transcript is spliced from 14 exons. Lineage: Eukaryota; Metazoa; Chordata; Aves; Accipitriformes; Cathartidae. Bases 34 to 2634 code for a protein of 866 amino acids. Gene Ontology annotation, biological process: error-prone translesion synthesis. Gene Ontology annotation, molecular function: DNA-directed DNA polymerase activity; damaged DNA binding. The record is from RefSeq and is a predicted model, not a curated record.
UCUUAAAAGAGGUACUUGUUUUCAAGAAUUACUAUGGACCACAUGAAAAAAGUUGGUAACAGCUCUUGCAAUGAUGGAGUUCUACUUAGAAUGGGCCUCAAUGAUAACAAAGCUGGAAUGCAAGGUUUGGAUAAAGAGAAAAUCAAUAAAAUCAUCAUGGAAGCUACCAAGGGUUCUAGGUUUUAUGAAAAUGAACUUAAAAAAGAUCAACAAGUUAACCAACGAAUUGAAAAAAUGAUGCAGCUAAAAGAGAAAAUUACAACACAACAGCUCUUGAAAGCACAGCUGCAGGUGGACAAACUUGUGAUAGAACUGGAACAGAGCCGUAACCUUAGCAGUACGAUUGUACACAUUGACAUGGAUGCCUUCUAUGCAGCUGUGGAAAUGAGAGACAAUCCAGAGCUGAAGGAAAAGCCUAUAGCAGUGGGAUCAAUGAGUAUGUUGUCCACCUCAAAUUACCACGCUAGGAGAUUUGGUGUACGUGCAGCCAUGCCUGGAUUUAUUGCUAAAAAGCUAUGUCCACAUCUAACUAUAGUACCAUUAAACUUUGAAAAGUACGGCAAAGUGAGUAAAGAGGUUAGAGAAAUACUGACUGAAUAUGAUCCCAAUUUUAUGCCUAUGGGCCUAGAUGAAGCCUACCUGAACAUAACAGAGCACUUGGAGGAAAGACUGAACUGGCCUGAAGAUAAGAGAAGAUUCUUUUUUAACACAGAAAGCACUACAGAAAAAGAUAAAGAUGAUAUAAAUAUGUCUGCCAAAUGUAAUGAAGGUGGAUACUCUUCUUCACCGGUACUGUUUGAAGACAACACACCUCUGAUGGAUGACCACCCUGAACAAAGAGAUCAAUCAGUGGAAAAUUCGGUUAUCUUUGGAACUUCUGCAGAGGAAGUUGUGAAGGAAAUUCGCUUUAGGAUUGAGCAGAAAACUCAACUGACUGCUAGUGCAGGAAUAGCGCCGAAUACAAUGUUAGCAAAAAUGUGCAGUGAUCGUAAUAAACCUAAUGGGCAAUGCAGAAUUGCUCCUGAGAGACAAGCAGUGCUAGACUUCCUAAAAGAUUUGCCCAUUAGAAAGGUGCCAGGUAUAGGAAAAGUAACAGAGAAGAUGUUAAAAGCCCUUGGAAUUGUGACUUGCUCAGAACUUUACCAGCAGAGGGCACUGCUUUCUCUUCUUUUUUCAGAAUCAUCUUGGCGUAAUUUCUUGGAUAUUUCCCUUGGUUUGGGUUCAACACAUUUGGAAAAGGAUGGAGAAAGAAAAAGUAUGAGCACUGAAAGAACAUUCAGUGAAAUAAACACAGCAGAAGACCAGUACAACUUGUGUCAAGAACUCUGCAGAGACCUUGCUCAAGAGCUACAGAAAGAGAGACUUAAGGGUAAAACUGUUACCUUGAAGCUAAAGAAUGUGAACUUCGAAGUGAAAACAAGAGCUUCAACUGUGCUGUCUUCUGUUUCUACUGAGGAGGAAAUAUUUGCUGUUGCUAAAGACUUGUUAGGAAUGGAAAUUGAUAGUGUUGCUCCUCACCCUUUACGGAUAAGACUUAUGGGUGUACGAGUAUCAGGAUUUCUAAGUGAAGAAGAGAAGAAGUACCAGCAAAAAAGCAUUACGAGUUUCUUAAAAUCAGGAAAAGAAAUCGGUUUUCUUAAGCUUCAGCCAGGGAAGUCCAACCAAAAAUAUUUCACAAAAAAUUCAGAAGCAUCUCCCAGAGGGAGUUUUUUUGAUAAAAAGCGAGCUGCAAGGCAACUAAACAGUGAGAACCUUCCUCCAAAUGAAACUGUAGGUAAGCAGCUCUUUCAUGAUAAGAAAUCAUCAGCAAAUUUUGUGGAGGAAACAAAGAAAAUCACAGACAUACAGAAUUCUGAUGUGGGUAAGAUCUUCACCUGCCCUGUUUGCUCUGAGGAGCAAAGCAGCAAUAAUUUGGAAGAGCUUAAUAGGCAUAUUAAUGAGUGCCUCAAUGGGACUCUUGUUAAAGAUAGCGUGGAAAUAUCCAAGAAUGACAAUUCAAGAGAAAAUACACUUAACUUUCUUCCACAAUUUAAAAAUGAAAAUGUUGAUGAAUGUCAAAAAAAUAAAACAGAUCAAUUAGCAGGAACAGACCACUCUGCAAGUACCUCUGACAACUCUGCUAGCAAUAGCACAGAAAAAUUCACUCAGAUAAUAUCUGAUAAACCUCAUGGAGAAGGACAGCGUAGCAAUCUCAGUGAUAUUGCUAGAAACAUGUGUAUGAAACAGUGUCUCUUCCCCAAAAGAAUUUCACAAGACAAUGAAGAACAUUUUGAAAAAACUAAACAUACAGAAGAAACUAGUUCAUCCUGUUUCUUUGAAGCCAAAGAAGACAGUGUUCUUGUUUGUCCAGUUUGUAAUUCAGAACAGAAAACCACCAGUCUUGUGUCAUUUAACAGACAUGUGGAUGUCUGCUUAAAUAAAGGCCUUAUUCAGGAGCUGACAGAAAAAAAAGAUUUUCCUACUAAGACUUACAGUAUGGAAGACUCAAACAGGGUUGGAGGUUUAAGCAGAGGACAGCAAUGCACAAAUCCAUCACAAGGAACAAAAAGGUCUGGACUAACAGCUUCACAGUCAGUAUCAAAAAAGGCCAAGUCAAGCAAUUCCAAGCAUACAAUUGAAAUGUUUUUUAAAUGACUGUGUAGCAACAUGUUCUAUAUGAAGUAUUUCAUAGUGUUUUAUGACUGCAAAUUAAUUUAGCAUUGGUGGUAGGCUGGAUUCAGGUGCCUGUCACUUUGGAGCCAUUGCAUACCUGUGUAAAAAGAACAUGAUGUUUGAGGUGGAAGAAGAGGUACAA